AUCCUAUCUCUCUGUCUCCCUCCUUCACCCCUCGUCAGUCGUCACAGCCUCGCCCUGGCUGGCUGCGCGUCGCAGCAGCAUCCGCUCUGACCUCGCCUCCGUCCGCGCCAAUGGCAUCCAUCCCCUCCCUCGCCGUCUCCGGCGGUGCUGUCGCCACUGCCUUCAGAGCAGUCCUCGCUGCCGACGCCCACAAGCCGCCGCCGGGUUCCGUCGGUUUUGACAAGGGCAAUUCCUAUCAGGGAAGCACCCAGGUGUUGGAAAAUGGCAGAUUGGAGGCUCCCCCUCGGCCUCUCGAUGCCCAAGAAGCAAUGGCCAUGCUGAAAGAAGGUCAAUCGGUACAGUCAGCGAUGUACGUGCCACUGCUGCACCGGUGCAUCGAAACCGGGAGCCUAGGCGGCGCCAAGGCCCUGCACGGGCACAUGGUGAAGACUGGAACCAUUGUGGACAUCUUUGUGGCAACGUCCUUGGUGAAUGUGUACAUGAGAUGUGGGAACAGCCAAGACGCACGCAACCUGUUCGAUGAAAUGCCAGAGAAGAAUGUCGUCACGUGGACAGCGCUUAUAACGGGGUAUACUCUGAAUUCUCAGCCGGUGUUGGCAUUAGAGGUCUUUGUUGAGAUGCUGAAGCUGGGGCGGUAUCCGUCGGAUUACACGUUGGGUGGCAUGUUGAGUGCGUGUGUUGCGUCGCACAACAUUGAUUUGGGCAAGCAGGUUCAUGGUUACACGAUUAAGUAUGGGGCUGCAUCGAUCACAAGCAUUGGUAAUUCACUUUGUAGAUUGUAUACCAAGUCUGGAAACUUAGAGUCUGGCAUCAGGGCCUUCAAGAGGAUCCCUGAUAAGAAUGUGAUCACGUGGACAACGAUGAUAUCUGCCUGCGCCGAAGAUGAGAAUUAUACUGAGCUUGGAUUGAAUUUAUUUCUUGAUAUGCUCAAGGGGGAAGUGAUGCCAAAUGAGUUUACAUUGACCAGUGUCAUGAGCUUGUGUGGUACAAGCCUGGAUAUGAACCUGGGCAAGCAAGUCCAAGGUUUCUGCUUCAAAAUUGGCUGCGCAACGAAUCUUCCAGUAAAGAACUCGACUAUGUACCUCUAUCUCAGGAAGGGUGAAACCGAAGAGGCUAUGCGGUUGUUUGAAGAGAUGGAGGACAACAGUGUUAUCACAUGGAAUGCAAUGAUCUCGGGAUUUGCUCAGAUCAUGGACUCAGCAAAGGAUGACCUCCAUGCUCGUUCUAGAGGGUUCCAGGCACUAAAAAUAUUCCGUGAUCUCGUGAGGUCUGCAAUGAAGCCGGAUUUGUUCACCUUCUCAAGUAUCCUAUCAGUCUGCAGUACCAUGAUGGCCUUGGAGCAGGGUGAGCAAAUCCAUGCACAGACGAUAAAGACUGGCUUUUUGUCAGAUGUUGUUGUGAACAGCGCACUGGUGAACAUGUAUAACAAAUGUGGAUGCAUCGAAUAUGCAACCAAGGCAUUUGUCGAAAUGCCAACACGGACACUUGUCACAUGGACUUCUAUGAUUUCAGGGUACUCACAGCAUGGCCGACCCCAUGACGCGAUACAACUCUUCGAGGACAUGAUAUUAGCUGGGGCCAAACCAAAUGAAAUCACAUUUGUAAGUCUACUGUCAGCCUGCAGCUAUGCUGGUUUGGUUGAGGAAGCUAUGCGCUACUUUGACAUGAUGCAGAAUGAGUAUCAUAUAGAACCUCUUAUGGACCAUUACGGUUGCAUGAUUGACAUGUUCGUGCGGUUGGGGCGGUUGGAUGAUGCAUAUGCUUUUAUCAAAAGAAAGGGUUUUGAGCCGAAUGAGGCUAUCUGGUCCAGUUUGGUAGCUGGAUGUCGGAGUCAUGGGAACAUGGAACUUGCUUUCUAUGCUGCUGAUAGGCUGCUUGAGCUCAAGCCAAAAGUGGUCGAAACCUAUGUCUUGCUGUUGAACAUGUACAUUUCGACAGGUAGAUGGCGUGAUGUGGCGAGAGUGCGGAAACUGAGCAAACACGAAGAUCUUGGGAUUCUUAGGGAUCGUAGCUGGAUUACAAUCAGAGAUAAGGUGUAUUUCUUCAAAGCUGACGAUAGAAGUCACCCUCAAUCUACCGAGUUGUAUCAACUAUUGGAGACUUUACUGGAAAAGGCUAAGGCCAUCGGGUAUGAACCAUAUCAGAAUACAGAGUUAUAUGACAGCGAGGAAGACGGGAAGCCUGCUGCAGGUUCACUAAAGCACCAUAGUGAGAGGUUAGCUGUUGCACUGGGGCUCCUCAAAGCACCUCCUGGUGUGACAGUUCGUAUCACGAAGAACAUCACCAUGUGCAGGGAUUGCCAUAGCUCGAUUAAAUUCUUCUCAUUGCUUGCUAACAGAGAGAUUGUUGUCCGGGACAGUAAACGGCUUCACAAAUUCAAGGAUGGCCGGUGCUCCUGUGGGGAUUUUGGUACACUUCUGUGAUAUCAUAAAUCUCACACAUAGCUACUCUAAGAAUUCAUCAAUCUUGUACUGGAAACAGGUUACAACUUACACAGAUCUUGUUUGAUGCAAGCUACCCUGAGCUGUUAAUUUCUUUGUGAAUUUUGUAGAUUUUUGUAUGAAAGCAAAAUUUGUUUAGUCAACAUCGGUGACAUACUAACAUGUGAGUCUUAUAUGCACAUAAACUUGACCAGAUGUCCGAAAUAUGGACCCAUUGUUAGCACUUAGCACUGUCGGAGGGUGAAUAUCUGUGUAAUCUUUAAACAUUAAGCAAUGCAAAAAACUGGAGUUCCUCAGAGCUCAGACUCUCUUGAUCGUUUGGUCGGCUGCCUCACAAAGGGUCCGACAGUUGCUGUCAAGCCCUAUAUGCGAUGUUGGCUGUUGCUGUAGCAAUUGUCAUCUGCCGCUUGCCUUAUGGGUCAUACCUGUGUGAAAUUGCUAUUCAAACCGAUGUACUCGAUCGGCGUCAGCGUCUUUCAGUUCGUAGCAAUGAAGUUUGAGAAGGGUCUCAAUAUGGCCACAUUGUCGCUUAUCAAGGUUAGAUGGAGACAAUCAGACAUUCUUCUGAAGAAUCUAGUUACUGAGACCUCGAGUAGCUGGGAAAUAUAAGGAUGAGAUCGAGGAGUAAGUGUAUCUAUAUAUGGUUGUUUUCUUUCUUUCUUUUGAACCAUAGUUAGACUCUUGCCGAGCAUUAUUGUUCACUAGUGUGUAUGUGCAUCUUUAAUGCCGUGGUUGUGCAUUUAUAUCGUAUCUGGCAACAGAGUAACAACAAAUAUUGCAACCAACUCUGUAUUGAUGUUGAUCCUUGAGGAUUAAAUAAACAGCAGCAGGCCCCUGGCUAUUCACAUGGCAAAACAUAGAGUUUAACUGUUA
Messenger RNA from Brachypodium distachyon (stiff brome), 3314 nucleotides. Its product is annotated as putative pentatricopeptide repeat-containing protein At5g52630. The record is from RefSeq and is a predicted model, not a curated record. Gene Ontology annotation, biological process: RNA modification. The transcript has 4 exons. Lineage: Eukaryota; Viridiplantae; Streptophyta; Magnoliopsida; Poales; Poaceae. Gene Ontology annotation, molecular function: RNA binding; protein binding; zinc ion binding. Bases 111 to 2423 code for a protein of 770 amino acids.